Molecule: messenger RNA, 7636 nt
Organism: Gadus morhua (Atlantic cod)
Lineage: Eukaryota; Metazoa; Chordata; Actinopteri; Gadiformes; Gadidae
Product: zinc finger MYM-type protein 1-like
Exons: 6
Coding region: 5562-7073 (503 amino acids)
Source: RefSeq, a predicted model, not a curated record
CAUAUUUAUUUUAGAAAACCUCAAAGUGAGAUUUUCAUUCCAUGGCACCUUUAAGUUAAGUUAAGGUGAACAGCCUCUGGCAUGAUGGAACAAGGGGGGUAAGGGAAGUCGGCAAAUCAGUUCAGAUUCGCCACGGUUCUCUCCUUCCUGUCCACUAAAUACCAUCAGUUUUUUUGAGCCAGGAGGAGAGCAGGUUGUAGAUGAGCAUACAAACACUAGAGUUAAGCUUUGAAAUUGUUUGCGCUGAAAAUCAUGUUUCUUCUAUGCUGUAACUUUUAACUGACGACAAAAUGCCACCGAAGAAAAUGGCAAGCCAGCCUGACGAGGCGGAGGAGAUAAGAAGAUCGCUUGAUUUCUUGACAGCUGAGGUAGCAAAAAUCUCUGCGCAACAAACAAAAAUCAUGAAUCUGAUGGGUGAAAUCCACACACUCAAGAUAAAAAACAUGGAAAAGGACACAAAUCACGCUACUGGAAAACCGAGUGGACGAUCUCGAGCAAUACUCCCGCAUGAAUGAUUUAAUCAUCAGCGGUCUGAGGACCAAACACCGGAGCUACGCCAGGGCUGCUGCGGCCUCCGAAGACACCGCCGCCGGGAGGCAAGGGACCGAAGCUCCCGAGGACGACCAUGAGUCGCUGGAGCAACAGGCCCUUUGCUUUUUGGAAAGCAAGGGCAUCUCUGUUGACAGCGGAGACAUCGAGGCUUGUCAUACCCUGCACAGUAAAAACAAAACGGUCGCGCCUGCAAUAAUAAUCCGGUUUACCAACAGAAAGAACAAACAAGCAAUCAUCAGACAAGGAAGGAAAUUAAAAGGAACCGACGUCUACAUCAACGAAAACCUCACAAAGAAGAACGCGGACAUCGCAAGGAAAGCACGCAUCCUAAGAAAACAAAACAAGAUUCAAGCAACAUGGACUUCAAACUGCAAAGUAUUCAUUAAACUGAAUGGAACCACUCCUGAGUCAGCUAAAGUGCUCCUCGUCAGAGACGUCACCAAGCUGGAUAAGUUUGAGGUAUGAAAGGAUAAACACAAGAACUCGCAGAGCACCCUCUCCAAGGCAGUGGCGUUCACUUUUACGACCUCCAGGGACCCCAAAUGCUCCACCAUCACCUUCCUGAAGUCAUCAUGAUAGUAGCUGACGAGCAUGGAGAGGAUCUUCAAAUCAAACCAAAUCCAUGACCAGUUCUAAAUGCACUUUAUGCCUGCAUCCACCUGCUUGACUACCAACGCAUCUUUCUCUUCUAAAUCAUUCAUUCUGAAAGUAAGGAAAGCACUUUGUUAGUUAAGCUAAUUUUAGCAAUGUUGUAAACAUAGCUAGCAAGCUGUUAUCUUGUACCCUAGCUGUCUGUCACUGACUGAAUGUCUGGCCAAUUAUCUAUAGACUACAUGUAGGUCUACUAACGUUAACAGAAUUUAACUUUUUUUUGUUUCUUCUAAUUUGUACUCUUACCUCAGUCAUGUAUUUUUUGGGCUUUCCAGUUGACUCCGUCGGGACUUCUCUCGGCUAUAUCGACUAGUAUGUAUCAACACAACUGGUGAUCCGCUGAAAAAUUCUCUUCCUGAAUGCCCCUUGGGGGGCAUAUUGAACCGUGGCCUAAUGCGCCUCCAUUUUUAAAUGUCGGACAAACGGACCUUCGGACCAAUGGGUUCCGUCGGAACAUUGAACCGUCGGCAUAGUGGCAUGUCGAUCUAAUGGGAAAUAUUUCGGACCAUUGAGACGUCGGAACAAUGCGGUGUCGGAAUUACGGGCAGGCCCCGGAAGUGUUCAGUGUUUUACCAAUCAUACAUUGCUUUGUCCCCCAAUCAAAUAUCCACAUUGGAAAUGGACACAAAGACCCAGAGUAGGUCACAGGUGUUGCAUGACGCUAGAAGACUGCGUCUCACUGCAAGCACAGGGAAACGAGUCCCCAAAAGACACACCACAGACCCCCAAAAGUUUCUUAAUGAGCACGUGUACCCCAAAAAAUGAAGUCAGGGUCAUCAUCACACUCCUUGAGAGCAGAGGGCAUGAUGUGCACAACAAAGGACUUGUGGUGCAUCCUGACCACCCCUGGUUGGCAGCCAGUCCAGAUGGGAUCCUUGACGGGACAAAACUUCUUCAGAUCAAGUGCCCCUUCAAGAGUCUGAUGUCUCUCGAAGAAUUUCUCACCCGGCCAAACGGUGACAUCAAAAUCUUGGAUGAUGGAAAGUACCGAGUUUUGCCAAAUGGAAGAGCUGGACCUUCAGACACAAGUGGCUAUGAUGUGCCUUGGUCUACAGAGCUGCAAACUGGUUAUCUGGACACGAGGAACAUUUAGAAUUGGAAAUUCCAUUUGACAAAGAGUACACUGACAAACAAGUAGAGCAACUGGAACAUUUUUAUUUUCUACAUAUGCUUCCCAGCUUGGCUGAUGAUUUUGGAGAAAAUAAACCACAUCUCUGCCCCGAGUACCUGGAACAGUUUUGUAAUUAACCGACACAUCAGUUGGCAAUAACAAUGGUUCAAAUACAUUUGAAGUAUAAAUAAAACUUAAUGUAUAUAUAUGUAUAAAUAAAUUGUUAUUGUGUUACUAUUUACAUUUGUAGUAUAAAUACAACUUAAUAUAAUAUAUGUAUAAAUACAUUUUUAGUGUUCUAUUGUAAAAAGAAAAAAGUAUAUGACAUUAACCCCAUUUCAACAAUGUGAUGAAUUCAGAAGUGACCUUUUUCAUCUUUCUAUACAUGUAUUUAUCAUUAGAAUUAUCUUGUCUAUUUUUUCUAAAUUUAUACAGUAUCUACACUGUUCUCUGUAUCCAUCUAAAUACUAUGUAUGAAUCUGUGUGUGUGGAUCUCUCUGUACAAUAUAUAUAUAUGCAUCUAUGUAUGUAUGUUUCUCUAAAUAAAUGUGUAUGUACUAAAUUUUUCAAAUAAAUAGGAAUAAAUAAAUGUAAUUCAUAAAUAUGCAAGAUGUUGUUUAAUAGUAUGUAAGACAUUACUUGCUGGAGAUAAGCGCUCCUCUCAGAUUUAUGAGAGCUGCACAAAUCUGAAGUAUUUUAUCAAUUUUAGGAACUAAGCUUAUUGGCACGGUUUGACAGGAUCUUGAACACUUUUAGACGCCUUAUAGCCCGUUCCACAUGAAUGCGUACAUUUGCUAUCCGUCUCAUCUGAGUCACUUGCUCAUUGGUCAGCUGGCUGUGUUUGCGUGUAAAAGCAGGUAUGACUAGCCUUACCCUCCUCUCCUCAACAAGAUCUCUAAUUGUGAACCCACGGUCCCCCAUCACCAGGACGUAAACAAUCAAGAAACCCUGAGUUCUGUGUAAUAUACCUGUCACGACACUUCCCACCAAAAGCCUCUGAAAUAAACAUCAGCAUCCCUGAUGGAGCAAUGGCAACAAGGUACUUAACAGUGUUACUUGCAUAGUAAUGGCUUUAAGACUCUGAGCGCGAGUCUACGUUUUUGGCUUUUUGCAGAACACUCUCUGUGCAGUCAAUGAUGCAAGUUAAAUCAGAGAAAUGUGGCAGAAAAACCUUUGGCAUAGUUGCUUUUAUAGUGUCACGGGGCAGCCAUGGAAUGAGGACCUUGGUGUGCUCAGCAAGGAUAUCAACCCAAUGCGUAAGUGUUUUACUGACCUGACUGGCUGAUCUUUUAAAGCGCCUCGCUAAAUCAGCUACAGCAAAGUUAUGUCUGAGCUUCAUGAGUGUUAACAAAACUUCAUCUUGAGCUGGCAUUGUUGAUGACUGGCGUACAAAACCUCGUAGACAGGAGACAUGAGUGUUGAACACAGGUAGAGGAAUCCCUGUGUACAGCAGACAGUCUUUAUCACCUUUCAGUGUAACCUCUGCAAUGGACAGUGAGAUCUCAGGGGCAGGUGUGAUGAUCAUGUCACAUAUAAGGAUGGAUCCUUUAGAGUAGGUAUGGUCCUCCUCAGCUGGAUCCAUCCACUGUGUUUGGGCAUCCUUGAAGGUUUGAGGCUGCUCGAACACCAUCACAGCUUGGUCUGCAGGUAAUAAUAAGGCAACUUUAUUUAUAUAGCACAAUAAGAUGGAGACAUAGAUGGAGAUAAUUGGAUGAGGGUCUAAACAUGCAUUGGUCUACAGAAUAGAUCUAGACAAGGUUUUAACAGGACACUGACCUAUGAUAAUUUCUAAAUUAAGGAUGAAAGUUAGGAUACACAAUUGACUUAACCAACGUAAAUAGAGUAUACUGUAUGCUACCGUAAUGUUACAUUAAAAAAAAAUUGUGUCGAUAUCAAAUUUAGCAUACCUGUUGCAGUGGCGUCACUAGGCGGUUUUAUUCGUGGCUAAAGCCCCGGAUCUAAUUUGAUUAGCCCCGAAUCUAAUUUUUUGGUAAAAAAAAUAAAAAAACAAAAUCGAAAAAAAAUCGACUUUCCGACGGUCCUUGAACGCCCCUCAUUUACCGCACGAGAACAGAGCAACAAGUGCGUCAGUACACUUCAGCAGCCAGUCUCUCACUGUUUACAACAGAGAAUUAUAACGACAUCUGCUGUAGAGUCCCAACCCCCUGGGACCUGCAAACAACAAUGUCACAAAGAAGGAUUUCAAUGUUUUUUGCUCCAAAAGUGGUUGGCAGCCAAGGAGGUAUGAUGGCAGAUAAGGAUGCAGUCAGGGUUCAUGCAGGAGACCAAAGGGAGGAGAGUGUAAGUUCAGGUACCUGUAGGCUAUGUUAAGAGUGUCUAUGUAACAAAGUCGACCUGGUGAAUUCCCUCUCAGUAUAAAAAGAGGUAAAGACCUCCCACUUGUGCCAAAAAAUAGGUCGUUUUGUCCUUGGCAUAACUAAUAGCACACACGUUUACUUGGUGGUCAAUUGUGGUCGCAAAUCAGAGGACCUGGUUUCGAGACCAAUGAAAGCAAACUAGCAGGAGGAAGCAAUACUGACGAGCAACACAAUGACACCACUUACAUGUAGUAUUUAACAUAUUUUAGUAACCUAAUUAUAAUGUUUGAAAUUAAAAUUUCUAAAUGCAAUAAUUUGAUAGAAUAUUGAUCUUAAGUUUACAGUAAGCUACAGCUUAACUUUUUUUUAUUUAUUCUUUAAUACAUUUUCAGAGAUAAGGGCAGAGUCAGCAUACAUAGAUGCAGCUGCCAGUGAUGCUGCUGACCAGAGUGAGGACAGUGCAAGUGCAAGUGCAGGUACCUGUAGGCUAUGUGAGGAGUAUCUAUACCAAUAUCUCUAGUCCAGAAUUGUAUAAUAUUCAGCAGUGUAUCUCAGUAUACAUCCUUGCCAGUGCCCAUUAAUUGCAAGUUGUGGAUAGCAGAGUUUUAUUCAAUCAUGUUUAAAAAAGGGGGGAGAAGGAGGCCAUAGCUUUAUUUCGCUUUUUUCCCCUUUUUGGAAACACAGGUGGCUCAGGGUCAGGGAGCACAGGGAACCUGUUAGGAAAGAAUGAUUGAGGGACACGAGAAACAGGCCCAAAGCAACCCAGACGGGACCAGUACCCCUCCACUAGUUUUUUCGAAAGCAGCAACGGUCUUUCCAGUACAAAUGGUUUGAAUCUUUUGACUGGCUGGAGUAUUCUUUGAGCAGAAACUCUUCACACUGUUUCUCAUGCAAGCUCUUUGGGAAACACAACCCUAGAGCCAGCAAAGAUGCCCUCCUCAGCACUGAGGGCUUUAAUAACUGGAAAAGGGCCUUGGUCAUCUAUCCUGGCCUGGAAGAAUUACAGAGCUACACUAACAGAAGGCGAUGUUGUCGACCAAAUGAAUGUUGGAAAUUCCAGUCAGAUUAGUGAAAGGAGAGAAUACCUGCGGCGCAUUGUGGCCGUCACUAGCCUUUUAGGGAAACAAGGCAUUGCUUUCCGUGGUCAUGAGGAAACCAGCUCCUCCCUGAAUCAGGGUAACUUUUUAGAAGUAAUGAAGCUCCUUGAAACCUUUGACCCCUUCCUCCAGAACUACCAGGCCCCUUCUCAUUCAACAUAUCUAUCUCCUGCCUCGCAGAACAGCAUGAUCGAAUGUUGUGCUGAUGAAGUGACUGCAACCAUCGUAGAAGAGAUCAAGGCAUCGAAAAUGUAUGCAGUGAUGGCUGAUGAGGCAAGAGAUGGCCACGUUGAACAGCUUGCUGUUUGUGUGCGCUAUGUUACAGCUGACAGCGGAGUCAAAGAGCAUCUCCUUGAACUUGUCACCCUUAAGGGAUUGAAUGCACAGUGCAUCACUGACGCAAUUGAAAAUGUAUUGGCGUCUAAUGGCCUUAAUGAUCUCCUGUGUGUCGCUCAGGCUUAUGAUGGAGCUUCCGUUAUGAGUGGUUCAGUAAGUGGAGUUCAAGCUCGCUUUCGUGAGAAACACCCAGAAGCAGUUUACGUACACCGCUAUGCUCAUGAGCUGAACCUGGUUCUCUGCCAUACGUACAGGGCUGUUCCAGAAGCCAGUGACCUGUUUGAGACAUUGGAGAGUGUCUACUGUUUCUUCAGUGUAUCAAUCGUAAACCAUCAGAGAUUCUCUGAUGUCCAGAUGCUCCUGGGCUUGAAGAAGAGUGAGCUUGUCCAGCUGUCAAAAACCCGAUGGGCAUGUCAGGUGAAGUCUGUGAGAGCAAUGCUCAACAAUCUGCCAGCUGUUUUAAAGUGCCUGGAAGAGAGUGCAACACCUCUGGCAGUCGGAUUACUGUCAAAGCUGUCCAGGUUUUCAAAUGUCUACCUGCUGGUCAUGUUCCGGAGUAUGCUGUCAACUACAGAGGGGCUGCACCUGUGCCUUCAGAAGGAUUCUGUGGACUUGGCCCAAACACUCUUUAAAGAUGCAGUCCUUGACACACUGAAAUCCAUCCGAACCAAUGAAAUGGCAGACAAGCUUUACAAUGAAGCAAAACACAUCUAUGAUGCCAACAACAUAUGUGAGAGUCACAGUGGUUGCAGGCACAAGCAGAGGGUGAUGGAGGACUUUACAAUAGAGUCCACCUUGGGUACAAGGGCUCAUCUGGGCACAGAAGACCAGCUGAAACAAACUCUGUUGUACCCAUGUCUUGACCGUAUGGUAACUGAGCUAAACAGCAGAUUUUCUGAUGUGGGGGCAGAGCUAAUGCGAGGCAUUCAAGCUUGCAACCCAGCGGCCGUUGAUUUCUUCUGUGAGGAUUCCCUAGAGCUGAUUGCAACACAUUAUAAAUGUCAUUGAAAAAAGAGGAGAUCCUGGUGGCAAAGCAGUUCCUUUCUAGAAGAAAGAGAGAAGGUGCCGUUUCUGACAUGGGCAGUGUUUACAAGCUACUUCACCCAGACAUGUUCCCAACCUUGAGCUCAGUUGUCCAAGCAGCCUUGACAAUACCUGUCAGCAGUUGCACGUGUGAGCGGUCGUUCAGUGUACUGCGCCGUGUCCACACCUGGCUGAGGAGAACCAUGGGCCAGGAGAGGCUACAUCAUUUGGCUAUUAUGGCAGUGGAGAAGGAUGCGCUUUGUGGCUUAGACCAUGGUGAAGUCAUUGACCGGUUCGCCCAAGUCAAACCGAGGAGAUACCCACUUGUGCUCAAAGGACAAAGGUCAAAAGAAAGGAGCAAGAAACAGUGAAACGAGUGAAAAUAAAAAGUUCACUACAAACAAGAAAUGAACAAAGAAAGACAAUACAUGUAGAGUAACAGUUAAUAAUACAGACAAAUGUACAAGUAUACACAAUAUGGAAAGUGUAAAGUAAAGACAGAUAUACUGUAGAAGAAAAGAAAUGAACAAAGACAAACGCAUGACUAC